GAUUUGCUUAAGGUUUUAGACUUGAGAGGAUGUGGAACUACCCAGCCAAGCCUGAAUACGCGACAGCUAAAAUAGCGGUGUGGUGGGACAUGGUGGACUGUCCGAUUCCCGAGGGUUAUGAAGCUCAUCGGGUGCGUCCGAGUAUAGAAGGGGCGUUCAAGAAACUAGGCUACUAUGGUCCUGUCUCCAUCACUGCCUAUGGCGACCAAACACAAACCCCUGAUUAUCUCCUGCGAGGGCUCUCUUCCACUGGAGUCUCUGUUGCACAUGCCAGUACCGAAAGCACGUGCGCUCUCAUGUAUUCGGAUAUGGUGGAAUGGCGAGGUUAUAAUCCUCCUCCGGCGACAAUGAUGUUCAUAUCCAAUCAGGUGGACCAUGUCUUCUCAUUGGAUCUGGUCCGGCUACAACAAGAGACGCUAUACAACCUCUUUCUGGCUUACUCGGUUAGUUCUAAAGCCAUACCAGCCCUUGAAACUUCUGCAGAGUGGCGCUGGAACAAGUUACUAGAGUCGAAGACGAAGAAGACCAGAGUGGUUAAAAAAUAUGAAGAAGAAGAAGAUAUUGACCCUGCCAUGUUUUAUUGUAAAUCGUGCGAUAUCGAUUUCCAAAGCCUGAGGAAACUCAGGAAGCAUCUCUCGAGUAGAUAUCAUGCAAUAGAAGCAGUUAUAUGCCCUACUCCUCGAGAAAUUUCCCCUGUAACGACUAAGUGGGGAAGGAACUACCCAGCCAAGCCUGAAUACGCGACAGCUAAAAUACUGGUGUUGUGGGACAUGGUGGACUGUCCGAUUUUCGAGGGUUAUGAAGCUCAUCGGGUCCGUCCUAGUAUAGAAGGGGCGUUCAAGGAACUAGGCUACUCUGGUCCUGUCUCCAUCACCGCCUAUGGCGACCAAUCACAAACCCCUGAUCAUCUCCUGCGAGGGCUCUCUUCCACUGGAGUCGCUGUUGCACAUGCCAUUACCGAAGUCAGAUACAGAAGAAUGAUGUCCGAUUUCAGUGAAUGGCAAGAGCUUAAUCCUCCUCCAGCUACAAUGAUGCUCAUAUCCGAUCAGAUGGAGAAUUUCUUCUCAACUUUUGUUGCCCAGCAUCAACAAGAGAGUAAAUACAACAUGUUCCUGGCUUAUUCAUUUAGGCCUGACAAAAUGUUAGCCGUGGUCACCUCUGCAGAGUGGCUCUGGGAAAGCUUACUGGGAGUUUCAGAGACAAGAAGACACGUUCUUCAGAGGUGCAGUAGUCAAAGGGGUGAACGUGAAUCUACCGGAAUGUUUGAUUGCGAAACGUGCGAGUGUGAUUUCAAGAGCCUUGAUGAUUUCACGAAGCAUCUCUCAACUAAUGAACAUGCAUGGGAAGAGUCUUGUAUUCAUGAGAAUCUUCGAUCACUGGAGGACGAGCGAAUCAUGCGCGGCCUACGGGAGGUAGAAGAAUAUUUUCCAAAGAGCAAACGUUUCCGGAAAGCAUUCCGGACGGGUUUUCGUCCUUUCCAUAAUCAUCAUUUACAUCUUACUAAUCGUGGAGCUAAAAAAUCUCAAUAA
Molecule: messenger RNA, 1529 nt
Organism: Camelina sativa (false flax)
Lineage: Eukaryota; Viridiplantae; Streptophyta; Magnoliopsida; Brassicales; Brassicaceae
Biological process (GO): regulation of gene expression
Cellular component (GO): peroxisome
Molecular function (GO): RNA nuclease activity
Source: RefSeq, a predicted model, not a curated record